AUACCCUCCAAGGGCAUAUAGGAGGGCGGUAACAGCUUUAAUAAGUAAUCUUAUUCAUAGUGCUGCUCUGUACACCAUGUUUCAAUAAGAGAUUGGGGUCAACUAUGUAUACCGCAAUUCAAUCUAUUGUGGUGUGAAUUCAUGUAGGCCUAUUUUAUUCCAUAUAAUAUAGACCCAUUUCAUAGUAUUGCAAACAGUUACAGCUGUCUUCUUUGGACGAGUGAAGUUAUUCCUCCCUGCAGAAUAAUACAAUGUUACUGCAUAUGAAAGUGAGGUGUGUGUGACAUUGAGGAAUAAAUACACUCUUCUACAUCUACUGUGAAGGUGGCCCCUGAUAUACUCUUUAACUAUACUGAGAUUAAUUUUAUAUUCGCCUCGAUUUAAAACCCAGGAAUCCUUCCAUUUGUUUUCGCAGUAGGGCACGAUAGAACAUGGGAAACAUUAUAGAUGGAUAUUUGUUAUGGGUUGCAGAAACAAUCGUGUAUGAACCUGUGGUUUGGCUGACACCAGCUCUCGUGGGCACUGUGGACUUUUGGGUCUAGGUGAGAGUGGGGAAAACGUAAGAAACGCCGUUCCAUAACCCACCAAUUAAGUGACAGUAUAGCCACAAGAGGGGAGGGAUUUAUCCAAUGAGAAUGCCGUUUGUUACGAAGCGACAUUAUCGCUUCCGCAUGUGCCGACACAACAACACAAACGAGAAUAUGGAUGUGGAGAGUGGUAUUUGUCAGGGAAACGGGGACUCUGGGCCUAGUGAGUUAGGCGUGAAGAUCCCCGAGGGGAUGCUGAAACGGGAACAGGAUAGGCUCGAGGACGUGGAGAGAAAGAAAGAGGUGAAAAAGAGCCAGUCUGUCACGGAGGAGAAGAGCGGGUUCUUCACCGCGACGUUCGGCAGCGAAAGGGCGGCUAUCGAGAAGUUACUGGCUGGUUGCUCGGGGGCUACUGACCGUGUCCUGGCCACGAAAACCUUGGAGGAGGUGACUACUAAAACACAACAGCUCCAGAAGUUUCUAAACGACAGCAUUGUGUUUUUACCGCAGUACGAGCUGAGACAGGCACAGGUGGCGCUCCAGAAACUACAGAACUCUCUGGCCGAGAAGAGAGAUGAGAUUCUCCCCAAGAAGAAGUUCGCCUUUAGGUCGCGUGCAGCAAAUACACCCAAAGUAGAUCCACCUGUCGCGGACCCAGCGUCACCUGUAACACCUAAGGAUUCUGGCCGAAUUAAAGUGGAUGGAGCCAUAAGCCCCCCAGAGCAGUGCGGCUUCUCCCACUUUGAAUCCCAGGUGCUGACCAAGACAGCGGAGGAGAUCAAACAACAGGAUGUUCUCCUGACCCACCUGACCAAUUGCAAGGUCAGACUCCUGGGAUCCCCAAGCACCGUCCACAUCAAACACGUCCAGAACUGUGAGAUCUUCUCUGGGCCGGUCUCCAGCUCUGUGUUUGUGGACCACUGCACCGGCAGCACCCUCUCCUUCCCCUGCCACCAGCUACGGACUCACCACACUACUGACACACAGGUCUAUCUGCAUGUCACUAGCCGUGCCAUCAUAGAAGACUGUCAAAGGGUGUGCUUUGCCCCCUUUGCCUGGUCCUACCCGGGUCUGGACCUGGACUUUAAGGUGUCUGGUCUGGACCGGGAGAGGAACAACUGGAACCAGGUGGAUGAUUUUAACUGGCUGGCCAUAGGGACCCAAUCACCUAACUGGUGUGUCAUCCCAGAAGCUGAGAGAAGAACUGAAUGGGACUCCUAGAGACAUAAAUAAAGAGCCUGUCAAUCAAACAAAUGAAGUGUUUUCUUAUUUACUAGAAUGUAUGUCGUUGACUUCAACAAUCACUCAGUCCUGAUGGUGACAAAGCCUUAUGUGACUAAUGCUGAUGGGUUGUUUCAUAAUGUCCUGACAGGGUUGACCGUGUGUGUAUUUUAUAUGUAUAUAUAUAUGUAUGUGUGUGUGUGUGUGUGUGUUUACGCAUUGCUGCUUUCUCACUACCCUACUCUGAGCAGUACAAUUAGAACGUUAACCACAGGUAAUGUCACUAACACAGUUUGUUACACGUUCAUUUAUUCAGAAAGGACCACCUUAGUCUGUUAAAAAAAAAUAUAUAUAUAUAUAUAUAUAUAUAAUAGCCACACCUUAAUGUUUACAACAUGCAUUUCUUUCACUGUUCUCAUCUGUGGAAGUGGUCUUGGUGAGUGUUAGUGAAAAUGUAAAUAAAGGGUUUGGUUGACAAACCAAUAAAUCUG
Messenger RNA from Oncorhynchus tshawytscha (Chinook salmon), 2239 nucleotides. RefSeq names its product tubulin-specific chaperone C. Bases 630 to 1748 code for a protein of 372 amino acids. NCBI's taxonomy places the organism in Eukaryota, Metazoa, Chordata, Actinopteri, Salmoniformes, Salmonidae. Gene Ontology annotation, biological process: tubulin complex assembly; post-chaperonin tubulin folding pathway. Gene Ontology annotation, molecular function: tubulin binding. The record is from RefSeq and is a predicted model, not a curated record. The transcript is spliced from 2 exons. Gene Ontology annotation, cellular component: cytoplasm.